This is a messenger RNA of Racocetra persica, 1345 nucleotides long. The record is from the annotation of a GenBank genome assembly. NCBI's taxonomy places the organism in Eukaryota, Fungi, Glomeromycota, Glomeromycetes, Diversisporales, Gigasporaceae.
GGUUGUAAAUUUCUUAAUAAGUGACGACGAGGAACUAUUAGGAAUAUCUGCAAGCAGUUCAAAAUUAACGUAUUUAUACAUUUUUUCUACAACAACAGGGAUGAAUUUAUCAAAAUAUACUUAUAACGAUAAGAAAUCAGUUAUGAUUGAUGGAAUUCAUUUUAUUGCUUCUAAUUUUGGUGAACGCGUACUUAUCACAUCACAUGUGCAUGAUAGCUUAGAAAGAAUUAAAAUGGAUCUUAAUGUUCAUAAUGUUCAUAGAUUUCACGAUGAAAAAUUGACUUUUGAUUAUGAAUUAAUGGAUCCAUAUACUUUAAUGAAUCCUGUCAAUGCUGAUAAACUUUUUAGGCGCUUAAAGGCUAAAAUUAAAAUGCCAUACAUUAUUAAAUCAGACAGCAUUAUUUAUGCGAAUGAUGAACAAUUGUUUAUUGAAAAAUUGAUAAAACAAUCUGUAAAAAAAUGGAUUAAUUAUUUGAGAAAUGAUUUGAUUGAUUACAAUAAAAUUUCGACACCUCUUGGUAAAAAAGACAUUAUUAAUUUUAUAAAAAACAUUACCAGCGAUUUAAAAAAAAACAUUGACAGGAGAGAUUAUUAUAUUCAAGGAACUGAAACAUACGGAAGGUAUUUAUCAUGGACCUUAAAUUGUAAAGAUGUUACGUUUACUCUUGAAGUCUCUCGAAAAAAAUCCGAAAUAUCUGAAGAAAAUAAACAAGAACCAGUACAUUUAGAAAAUGAGCGAGAACCAGUACAUGAAAAAAAUCAGCAAAAAGCAAAUUUAUACGUAAGACAAUGUCAAGCUCUUAAAAAUGAUGAUCUUGUCAUGGUUACAGAAAAGUGUGUAAUUCUCUGGACAUUUAUCCCAUCCAAAGGUAUAAGAGUGCAUUACAUUUGGGGUGUUGACAAAGUUUUAGACGAGGAAUAUUGGGAAUAUUGGGAGAAACUUAGUAAGUCUUCGGCAGAAAGAUUUCUUCCACCAUCUGACUUUGAUAGAAUUAUCAAUGAAGCUAAUAUUAAGCCAGAUAAAGACAGCGCUAAUUUAUAUAAUCUGUUAUUAGAAAAUUAUAUUGAAGAAAAUUUUUUUUUAGCGUAUUAUGGAAAAAUACUUAUGAAGAAGUUUUUAAAAUCAAACAAAGACUUGCUAGUUGAAAAAUUAUGCAGGAGUUGUAUUCGUAUAUGCUCAUAUGAUAAGGAUAAUUGUGAUUUACAAUCAAAUAUUCAGAUAUUAAGUAUUAUUGCUCAACAUUCAAAUAUUCAGUCAUUAAGUAUUAUUGCUCAACAUUAUUCAGAAUUAAUUCAAAAGAAUCCUGCAAUAAUAUAUAAAUUAUUGUCACAGAUAACAUUUGUU